GCUCAGGCCAUUCAACUUGGUUUAGUAAAACCAAAAGAACGGCGGCCUUAUCUUGCAUCUGAUUGUAAUAGCCUGAAAGAUGCGGAAAAGUGGCGUCAGCAGAUCAUUAGGGAAAUUUCAAGAAAAGUUUCAAAAAUUCAGGACGCUGGUCUUUCGGAUUAUCAAAUUCGAGAUUUGAAUGAUGAAAUUAAUAAAUUAAUGAGGGAAAAGGGGCAUUGGGAAGAUCAAAUCAAAAAACUUGGUGGACCGGAUUAUAGAAGAGUUGGUCCAAAAAUGAUGGAUUAUGAAGGUAAAGAAGUUCCUGGUAACCGAGGUUAUAAAUAUUUUGGACGUGCAAAGGAUCUACCGGGCGUAAGAGAAUUAUUUGAGCAAGAAGUACCUACACCACAAAAACGUACAAGGUCUGACCUAUAUAAGAAUGUUGAUGCUGACUAUUAUGGGUACAGAGACGAAGAAGAUGGAUUACUGCUCGAAUAUGAACGAGAACAGGAGCGUAAAAUUAUAGCAGAAGCAUUAGAAUUACCAGAUAAAACAUUGCCUAAAGAUAAGUUCACGCAAAAGAGAAAAGAGAAUACUUCACAAUUAGAAAGUGGUGCAAUGGAUAUCGAUCAAUUGUCGGAAAAGUUUGUUUCACAUGUAGCUGUACCCACUCAAAAAGAAGUUGAAGAAUAUUUAGUACGACGAAGGAAACGACAGAUCCUUGAUCGCUAUGUGUCUGAACAGUGUUGA
Messenger RNA from Cetraspora pellucida, 729 nucleotides. The record is from the annotation of a GenBank genome assembly. Lineage: Eukaryota; Fungi; Glomeromycota; Glomeromycetes; Diversisporales; Gigasporaceae.